This is a messenger RNA of Sinocyclocheilus anshuiensis, 1706 nucleotides long. RefSeq names its product WD repeat-containing protein 89. The record is from RefSeq and is a predicted model, not a curated record. NCBI's taxonomy places the organism in Eukaryota, Metazoa, Chordata, Actinopteri, Cypriniformes, Cyprinidae. Gene Ontology annotation, molecular function: protein binding. The transcript has 2 exons. Bases 16 to 1176 code for a protein of 386 amino acids.
GAGUAAUCGGUGACGAUGAUGGACACUCUGGAGGACACCUUUAGGACUCUCUCCAUCACCAGGAGGCUGCAGCCCAGUGAGGCCACGUACAUUUUGGAGCUCUCCUGUGCCAGCAGUGGGUCAGAUGUGCUGGCUGUGUGCUGCUCCAAUCACUCUGUGCACCUGCACAGCAGAGAGACGCUCCGCCUGGUGGGUGACUUCCAUGGUCACACGGCUCCUGUGUGUGGGGUGUGUUUCUCUCAUCUCUCCCCUCACCUGCUGUUCAGUGGCUCCGCUGAUGGGACACUGCGGUGCUGGGACGUCCGGCGGCCUGGUUCUGAUGCCACCCAGGUGUUCUGCAGCGAUUUGACACAUCCGUACCUCUCGUUUGAUGUGAGCUGUAGUGAUCGUGUGCUGUGCGCAGGCACGGAGCAGGUGGGGGAGGACAGUUUUUUAGUAUUCUGGGAUGCCCGUAUGGUUCGGGAUGGAGGUGAGAUGGGCGGUCUGCUGGGCGUUUACUCAGAGUCACACAGUGAUGACAUCACUACGGUGAAGUUCCACCCACGGCAGGCAGACCGCUUGGCUUCUGGAGCCACAGAUGGGCUUGUGAACGUGUUCGAUCUGAGUCUGGGUGGAGAGGAUGAUGCUCUUGUCACCACCUGUAACUGCAAUUCCUCUGCAAGCUCCCUCUGCUGGACAGGCAAAGAUCUUGACCAGCUGCUUUGUCUGACCCAUGAUGAAGGGCUCCACCUGUGGGACGUGGCUCGCCCAGACAGCGAUGACACUCUGACCCUUCUGAGUUCGGCUGAUGCUCGAGCACUUGUCCAGCUCCCUGAUGGAGCCUCGCUUGAGUACUUUGUGGGCGGUACAUGGCUGUCAGAUGAGGAGCGUAUUCUGUUAGUGGGAGGGAGUAAUCAUGGAGAGCUCCACCUCCUGGACUGCAGUGGGCGUGGUCUGAGGUUCAUUAAAUCCCUCAAAGGGGGUCAUUCAGCUACAGUGAGGUGCUUCCAGUGGGAUGCGAUCAGUCAAUCUCUGUUGACGGGUGGGGAGGAUGGCCAGUUGUUGCAGUGGAAAGCAGGAGCAGAGGAAAUCAGUGUGGGGAAGAAAGAUUCUCUGAAAAGCAUCUCCUCCAUGCAGCUCAAAACUAAAGCUCACAGAAAACAAGCUAUACAGAAAGACCGCUCAAAACUAGCAUGAUUACAUGCACAGGACAAACUCAGAUUUCACUAAGAGACAGUUGACACUGAAACAAAUCGGUUAUUUGACAGAAAUCUCAGAGAAAUUGCAAAGAGCACUAAGCUACUUUGCUCUGAUGCCUUUGUUUUCACAAAUGUAGAGAUAAUAGAUAAAGAUACGCUUUAUGGAGACUAAAUUAGAAUCUUCUGCCUUAUAAAACGUAUAGCUUAUUAUAGACAUUGGCAGAAUUUAAACAGUUUUGUGGUUUUAAAAUGUAAGAUGUGAACAAAUUGCUACAUAAGAAUUACAACUGUUGUUUGAGUUGUCCAGCAGAUAAACUCUCAUCUAUGUGGUAGUUGUCCCUAUGUAAAACAUUACAUUUCUUGUGUUUUGUUUGCAACGUGUUUCAUAAGAUCACUUUUGAGGUUAAACACAUGACUUGAAAAUGAUCAAAUUGUCUUCUGGGUUUCAGGACUACAAACUGAAGCUGUAUUGUAUUAAAGGAAUAGUUAACCCAAAAAUGAAAAUUAUCUUAAAUUGUACUCACCCUC